This is a messenger RNA of Dibothriocephalus latus, 321 nucleotides long. The record is from the annotation of a GenBank genome assembly. Lineage: Eukaryota; Metazoa; Platyhelminthes; Cestoda; Diphyllobothriidea; Diphyllobothriidae.
AUGAAUCGUCAUCAAUACGACCUGGAUCCUCGCUUCAGUGACGCUGAUUCAACCGAAGUCGUUUGGGAGAAUAUGAUGAAGGCUUUUGAAAUGCACUCCAAAAUGGUGGUCAACUUCACAAAAAUAAUUCCCGGAAUCAAUCGUUUGGAGCUGAACGACAAGCGCCAACUUGUGCGUUCCGCCAUGUACCCUUUGAUGUUGGUAACCCUCAGUCGUGACUUUGAAAAUGGCAGGUACCCACGCUACAACUACUUCAAUUUCAGUGCCGCCAGAGAGCUUAUGAUAUUAACCGGGAACAGACGGGGCAGCUAUGUAGUAUGA